Messenger RNA from Mycena citricolor, 2847 nucleotides. Lineage: Eukaryota; Fungi; Basidiomycota; Agaricomycetes; Agaricales; Mycenaceae. The record is from the annotation of a GenBank genome assembly.
GAUCAAUCGAUUCGCUAUUGAAUCCCCACGAACUCUACACCACAUAACAGCUUCCUUGAUAAUGCUUGGGUCCACGAGAUACCAAGAAGUACCAAGGGCGCGGAUGACGACCCCAUGCUUCGCCUACGUUGUUGACCAUUCCGAGCGUGCUGGGUGACUCGGAUUCAGUCAGGAGUCGUGUGGGACCCAAGAGACAACGUCGAUCUACAUGCAUCGGCACCUGCCCACCCUGACAACAGGAAUAAUAGUCUAAGCCCCUGGUUAUUCCCUACAAGAUUCGGAUAAAUUUGGAGCUUUUUGUCGUAUGUUUAGCAAACUUUCGUCCAAAUUUUCCCUCCAUCGGAUUUACACUGAUGAUUUAUCACAAUAGGUGAAUGACCUGAUUUUGGUUCCCCUCUGGCACUCAAGGACAAGUCGGCCUCAAUUUGAACUAUUCCAGACUGAGUCAACAGGAAGCAGUCGCAGGCCUCUAUUCACCCUGUCAUAUGGGGCGAACGUUUCGCCACGCAUCAUCAAAACGCAUUUGUGGAGCAGUGUCAGGACUGGCCUGAAAGCGAACAGGGACAUGAUCGUCGUCGAUAAUCCGGAAUUCCAUUCAGGCCCGGUCCCCGAGGCCAGUGGGAUCGCACUCCGCAAGUCAAGCGGUGGCGAGGUUCCUGGCAGCAACUAGUGGACCGAAAAUCGGGUGAUGCGUUGCACGUCUGUUCUGUACCUCCAGAGAGUUUAAUCAGAGCAACUCGGAACGGGAAUAGCGGCGGGGAGAGCACCGAGGCGGGUAUUUAAGCCGUCGCACGAAUGCUAGGAUCUGAGGAACGAUGUCUUGGCUCCCAUCCCUCCUUCUCUUCUGCGCUUCUCUUGCUCGCGUCCACGCAGUCAUCGUCGACAAUGCGAGUGCACUGCUCGGUUCUGGGCUUCACUUCGAUUUUGUGGUCGUCGGGGGUGGAACAGCGGGCAAUGUUGUCGCCAACCGCUUGAGCGAGAACCCGAAGUGGUCAGUCCUCGUUUGGAGGCGGGAGGAUCUAACGCGGAUGUACUUGACAUCAUCGUUCCGUUCUACUGCACUCGCGCUACUCCAAACACUCCACAAGACUGGAAUUACACUACAACACCCCAGAGCGGGUUCGGUGGACGGGCGAUUGCCUAUCCUCGAGGGCAUGUCCUCGGUGGCUCGAGCUCAGUCAAUGACAUGGUGUACACCCGUGGAUCUGCGGAGGAUUUUGAUCGCUUUGCGGCCGUCACUGGGGACCACGGCUGGUCUUGGGAUAAACUCAUCCCGUACAUGCGGAAGAACGAGAAUUUCACGAUACCAACACUUCACAGCGAGCGCGGACACUAUGAUCCCUCGGUCCAUGGUUAUCAGGGCAUCAACACUGUGUCUCUUUCUGGCUUUCCGACUCCUAUUGACGAUCGCAUCAUCCAGACCACAGUCCAGUUAUCCAAAGAAUUUCCUUUCAACCGUGACAUGAAUUCUGGCUCUCCACUUGGGAUCGGAUGGACACAAGCUACCAUCAAGAAUGGAUCGAGAAGCAGCUCUGCGACCUCAUAUCUUGGGCCGAAAUUUGUCUCUCGACCGAAUCUACAUGUGAUUUUGAAUGCUCAGGUGCUUUCGAUUCUUUCGACGGGACGAGACGAAUUCAAGGCCGCUAGUUUCGUGCACAAGGGCAAAACAAUGACUGUGACUGCGCGCAAGGAGCUCAUCCUGUCUGCAGGAAGUAUCGGCACUCCUAAUAUCUUGUUGCACUCGGGCAUCGGGAACAGUUCGACUUUGCGCAAGUUGGGAAUCAAACCACUGCACAACCUCCCCUCUGUUGGGCAGAACCUCAGCGACCAUGUGCUCCUGCCCUUCGGGUUUUCAGUCAACUCAAAUCAUACAUGGGAGGCUGCGAAGCGCAACUCGACUCUUGCUGCGCAGCAGCUCGCGCAGUGGAAUACAUCCCGCACGGGGCCAUUGGUAGACACCGUGCCGACUCUCAUUGGCUGGCUCCGUGUCCCCGACGACCUCCUGAAAGGAUUCCCCGAUGCGUCUGCGGGCCCCAACACCCCGCACUACGAGUUUAUCAUAUCCAACGGAUUUUUCACCCCACAGCCGGAGAAUCUCAACGGCAUGGGCAUCACCACCGCACUCGUGUCCCCGCUGUCGCGCGGCUCGGUCACGCUGAACAGCACCAACCCCCUCGCGGCGCCCGUCAUCAAUCCGAAUCUGCUCGGUGCUAAGGUCGACCGGAUCGUCAUGCGGGAGUCGGUCCGCGCGGCGCUGCGGUUCGCGGCUGCGCCCGCGUGGAAGGGGUACAUCAUCGCCCCGCUGAGUGUCAAUGCGUCCAGUACUGACGCGGAGAUUGAUGCGUUCGUCCAGACCUCGGCGGGGACGGUGUAUCAUCCGGCCGGAUCGGCGAGCAUGUCGCCCGUCGGCGCGGACUGGGGUGUCGUCGAUCCGGAUCUGAAGGUGAAGGGCCUCAAGGGACUGCGGGUCAUUGAUUUGUCUGUCACCCCAUACAUUCCGGCCGCGCAUACUCAGGCCGCUGCGUACUUGAUCGGAGAAAGAGGCGCGGAUCUAAUCAAGCGUUCUUGGUAGUACACGUAAUAUUGAACAUUAAUUAAGUGCCUCGUAGUUGUUCACGUGAUCGCGAUUAUGCACGGGCUGUCAGACGAAGAAUUCAAUGUGAAACUAGGACAGGAUGUUUCUGACUGUUGAAAGUAGGAGGAGAACUUGCAUGUUGAAAUCAUCACAUAAGAGGGGGCAACUGAUCUAUACCUCCCAGGACCGGGCUCAGUUUUUCCUCUGUUCGACUACUGUAGUAUUUUAUUCAAUUGCUUAACAAUCAAAAUUUUGGCUUCAACAGUUUUUUU